AUGGGAAACAAACCAGGAGUGAUGCGCGAGAAGCCGGUGCAUGCACCGCAAAAAGUGGCCAACAAGGUUCGCGUCAAGGGGCUCGAGCACACCAACAAGCUGCCGACCGUGCUGCCGAAGCGCCAGUGCAAGCUGCGCUACUUGCGCCAAUGGCGUGUUCACGAUUGGGUGAUGCUCGAACAGGAAUACAUCAAGAGGAAGAACCUGAAGCGCCCCCUCGAGACGACCAAGCGGGAGGAGCGGAAGAAGGUGUCCGACCUGCGCGGUGCUCCAACGGCUCUCGCCCGAAUCCACGAAAUGUUCCGGGACGAGACGCACGCCGUCGUUGUGCUGGAGGGCAUGAAGAGCGAGUGGUACGUGCCGAUCCUCUCCAUCGUCGACAAGGACAUGCUCCACGUCAACGCCCUCGUCAUGGUCAAGCUGAAGAAGGGGAUCACGUCGGACGGGACGACCGUUGUCUCUCGAAUGCCCCUUGCUGUCGUCGGCGUCAUCGAUGAGAAGAUCGACACCAAGGCCCUCGGCCACAAGAUCGAAAAGGCACCCCCGGAGAGCUACGACGACAUCGGAGGCUGCGAGCAGCAGAUCCAGGAGAUCAAGGAGUCUGUCGAGCUGCCCCUCACCCAUCCCGAGUUCUAUGAGGAGAUGGGCAUCCAGGCCCCGAAGGGUGUCAUCCUCUACGGCGAGCCGGGCACCGGAAAAACGCUGCUCGCCAAGGCCGUCGCCCACCACACGCUCGCCACCUUCAUCCGCGCCACCGGCUCCGACCUCAUCCAGAAACAAUCCGGCGAGGGGGCCAAGCUCGUCCGCGAGAUCUUCAAGGUGGCCAAGGAGUGCGCCCCGUCGAUCAUCUUCUUUGACGAGAUCGACGCCGUUGGCACCAAGAGGCACGACACAUCUUCUCGCGGUGAGCAGGAAGUGCAGCGCACGCUGCUCGAGCUCCUCAACCAGCUGGACGGCUUCGACAACCGCGGUGACGUGAAGGUGAUCAUGGCCACGAACAGGAUCGACUCGCUCGACCCCGCCCUCAUCCGACCGGGUCGCAUCGAUCGCAAGAUAGAGUUCCCCAAGCCUGAUGAGAAGACGCGGCUGAAGAUUUUCCAAAUCCACGCCGGCGCCAUGCACUUUAACAAGGACGUCAAGCUGGAGGAGCUGUUGGCUCGGGAGCGAGAUCUGUCUGGCGCCGACAUCAAGGCCAUCUGCACCGAGGCUGGCAUGCUUGCCCUGCGACAUCAGCGGAAGAUGGUGUGCCGCGAAGACUUCGAGAAGGCCAUCGACACGGUCCGCGGCGCGCGCAAAGCCGGAGCACCCGAAGAAUUUUUCGUC
Molecule: messenger RNA, 1323 nt
Organism: Mesorhabditis spiculigera
Lineage: Eukaryota; Metazoa; Nematoda; Chromadorea; Rhabditida; Rhabditidae
Source: the annotation of a GenBank genome assembly